AUGGCGUUGACUUAUGUGUUGGCAAAGAUUGGUCCCAACGCUCUCAAUCUCUGCAAAUGCUCGUGUUGGCCCGGACCGGGUGUGAGGCUUAUCAGCUGUAUCAUCCUUGACGACGUUGAGAUCAUGGAAAAUGCAGUGGUGACCAAUGCUAUCGUGGGUUGGAAAUCUUCAAUAGGGGGAGAUGGUCACGUGUCCAGUGAGUAG
Messenger RNA from Eruca vesicaria subsp. sativa (arugula), 204 nucleotides. The record is from the annotation of a GenBank genome assembly. NCBI's taxonomy places the organism in Eukaryota, Viridiplantae, Streptophyta, Magnoliopsida, Brassicales, Brassicaceae.